Schizophyllum commune H4-8 is the source of this 1617-nucleotide messenger RNA. RefSeq names its product SE-domain-containing protein. Gene Ontology annotation, biological process: ergosterol biosynthetic process. The transcript is spliced from 5 exons. The record is from RefSeq and is a predicted model, not a curated record. NCBI's taxonomy places the organism in Eukaryota, Fungi, Basidiomycota, Agaricomycetes, Agaricales, Schizophyllaceae. Gene Ontology annotation, molecular function: squalene monooxygenase activity; flavin adenine dinucleotide binding. Gene Ontology annotation, cellular component: membrane; endoplasmic reticulum. Bases 1 to 1617 code for a protein of 538 amino acids.
AUGGCCGACGCCUCCUACGACCUCAUCAUCGUCGGCGCUGGCGUUGUCGGCAGCGCUCUCGCUUACGGUCUGUCCUCCUCUCAGCCUCACCUUCGCAUAUGCCUGCUUGAGCGCUCCCUCGCCGAGCCGGACCGCAUCGUAGGGGAGCUCCUGCAACCCGGCGGUGUCCGCGCGCUUGAGGAGCUCGGGAUGAAGGACGCGCUGGACGGCAUCGACUCCUCGCCAACGUACGGGUACUGCGUCAUGGACACGAAGGAGGGGACGCAGGUGCAGGUCCCGUACCAAGACGGGAAGAUCGGCGCGUGCUUCCACCACGGGCGCUUCAUCAAUGCGCUGAGAGCGAAGGUCGCGCAGCGGAACAGGGGACAAUUACGCGCGGGCGGCAUCGACAUGCUUGAGGCGACGGUCUCGGAGCUCAUUACGGAAGACGACGCGCCGGAUGUCGUCCUCGGCGUGCGCGCGACGCGGAAGACGGAGGACGGAGGCGUUGAGAAGGUGGUCUAUCGUGCUCCCCUUACCGUCAUCUGCGACGGCUGCUUCUCGAACUUCCGCAACACCGUUCUCGGCGAGGAACGUUCCCUCAAGCCCACCGUGCGCUCGCACUUCGUAGGGCUCGUCGUUCGCGGCUUGAACCUUCCCUACAAGCAACACGGCACCGUCGCCCUUGUUCAGGGACACGGUCCCAUCCUCAUGUACCAAAUUGACACUGCAGGGCGUGGGGAGGACGCGCCUGGCACUCGCAUGCUCGUGGACGUGCGCAACCCCUUCCCAGAUGACUUGAAGGAUCACAUCGCCUCGCAGCUCGUUCCCCAGCUCCCCGAGACCCUGCGUGGCAGCAUCCUUGACGCGCUCAACGACCCCGGCGCCCGCCUUCGCCGUAUGCCGAACUCUUUCCUCCCGCCCGCCCCUCAGCACACAUUCAGCCCGAGCCACCUCACUCUCCCCCUCUACAUCCUUUACACGAUUCUCUGGCCCUUCAUCUCUCUUUUCACCCUCUCUUCGUCGAUUGCGCAACCUGCACCGGCAACGAAGGACGGCAAGCCUGCUCCAAGCACGGCCCGCAAGCGCGGGGUCAUCCUCGUCGGCGACGCGUAUAACAUGCGGCAUCCGCUAACUGGAGGAGGGAUGACGGUUGGGCUGCACGACGCGGCGAUUCUGAUGCGCCUUCUUGGCGAUCUCGCUGCCCCAAAACAUGAAAACCUCGACAUUUUGCGUACAGGAUGUAUGCGCUACUUUCAGCGCGGCGGCAAGUGCGUCUCGGAGCCUGUAGGCAUACUCAGCGGCCUCAUCCCCUCGCCCCUCCUCCUCAUGCAACACUUCUUUGCCGUCGCAUUCUACGCCAUUCACAUCAUGUGGACCACGCCAGACGCGAAAACGGGGAAGACGCGCUCUGCACUUGGGAACGUUGUGAAGGGGAUCUCGGUGCUCCGCACCGCAUGCAUUGUCUUCCUUCCGCUUCUUUGGACGGAAGUGCGCUGCUGGGCGCCUGGCGCGAUCGACAAAUCGCUACGACCUCUCUUCCUCGUUGCACUGGCGGCGACGGCGGCGUACAUAAUCCCGUCAACGGGACUCUUGCGCGACUUGACCGCGCCGGUCGCAGCUGCGAAGGGGGCAUAG